UUUUCUCUCCCCUCCCUCUCGCGCUCUCUCUCCCUCUCUCCUCCUCCUGGUCGUAUCGCCACAGUUCCCAGAGACCAGAAGAGAGAGCGCACCUCCCAGCAGAUCCGCACUCUCCCCAGACUAUGGGGCAGCCGGGCUGAGACUGCCCAGACAGACCCUGCAGCAGCAGCAGUCGCAGCUGCUGCAAGUCAGCCAACCACCCAACGCGGAGACCCUCAGGCGGCCAGCGGCACCUCUCGGAGGACCGACUCUCAGAGCCAGCGACUUGCCCGCCUGCGCCCGCGGGACGCACGCGUGCCCUGUUCUCUUGCUAGUUCGCUCUGCUCUCGGAUUUACUGGCGGGCGAAAACGAUGUCUCUUCGCGGGGGGCUCGUGGGGCUUCUCCUUCUUUGUGAAGCUGUGUUGGGUCUUUAUUUUUCUCGGGACACUUACUCAGAAAAACUAUACAUUGACGAACCUGUUGGAACACCCCUGCUCUAUGUUCAUGCCUUACAAGAUGCCAGAGGGGAGGUGCCACACUUCCGCCUGGGCCAGCAUCUCUAUAGUACCUAUCGGUCUCAGCCGCACAAGAAUGACUGGUUCCAGAUCAAUGAAGAUACAGGCCUUCUCUACCUCAACCAAAGUCUGGACCAAAGGGCCUUGGAGAAACUGAGUGCCCGAAAUGGAGGAUUUCCCCUACUCACCAUCUACCUUCAAGUAUUCCUCUCACCAAAGCCAUUACGGGAGAGUGAUUGCCAUUGGCCCAGCUGUGCCAAAGUGAUGCUGUCUGUCAUCAAUACCACCAUGCCAGCCUGCAGUUCUCUGAAGCCUAGGGAAUUCUGCUUUUUGGAGACAGGGCUCUCAUUUCGCAUCAGGGAGAAUAAGCCACCGGGUACUUUCCACCAAUUCCGUUUACUUCCUGUGCAGCAUCUGUGUCCAAAUAUCAGCAUUUCCUACCAAUUGCUUGGAGAAGAAGCCCUUCCCUUCUAUUCUGAUAAGGACACCAUGGAGGUGAACAUGAGGCACUCACUGGACCGGGAAGAAAAGGAGAAGUAUGAAUUGAUUGCCAAGUGCACAGUUUGGGAAGGUUUGCGAGAAGAGGUUGUGAUGGUGCCCUUUCCUGUGACUGUAUAUGAUGAAGAUGAUUCACCUCCUAAUUUCCCCAAUGGCAUCAACACAGCUAAUGCAGUUGUGGAGUACAAACGGAAAGAGGGUACAGUAUUGGCUGUCCUGCAGGUUUUCGAUGCAGAUGUCGUGCCUUCCUCUGUGGACAUCCCAAGAAAGUACAUACAUACCAUGCUGACCAGUGACCCUUUGGUCAAUGAGUUCUUCCGGGUGGAACACUCACCAAAUGAAACUUCAUACAACUCUAAUGGAAGUCGUGUGCGGGCGAUGAUGCAUGAUUACAAACUGGUGCUCAACCGAAGCCUUCCUAUCACAGAGAGCCAUUCUUUCCAGCUGGGAGUCCUGGUGAAUGACACUGACUACCAGGGUCCUGGAGGAGUACUCCAUCUCUAUUUCAAUGUGACCAUCCUGCCUGUCAGCAUACGGUUUCCAAACAUCUCCUAUUCCUUCUCAGUAAAUCGGAAUGCUCACCGAUAUGCACAGAUUGGAAAAGUUUGCAUUGAAAACUGCAAGGAGUUCCAUGGAGUAAAUAUUACCUACAAACUACAGUCACUCAGUGUUAAUUGCACCGCUCUGGGCAUCAUCACCACCCCAGAAAGCACAACAGGGAAUCUGUUUGUGAAUGACACCUCUAUGCUGCAGAGACCGGAAUGCACAGGAAUGAAAUAUUUGGUAAUUGCAUCAGACAGACAGAGCAAGAAACAAUCCAGAACAACAUCUACUAUCUCAGUAGAAGGAAAUUUUUUCCCUGAGGAGGAGGGCUGUCCCAUUUCAUGUGCAGUGAACAAGAGACGUUCAGAAUGUGAAGAAUGUGGUGGCUUGGGCACCCUGAUGGGCACAUGCCAGUGGAGACAAGGAGAUGGCAAAGGAAUUUCCAAGAACUAUUCGACUUGCACUCCAAGCCUCAAGACUUGUCCUGAUGGCAACUGUGAUGCAGUAGAAAGUCGAGAUCUUCAUAUCUGCCCUCAAGAUUGCAUACGGGGAGACAUUAUUGGUGGUCAUGAGAGAGGAGAAUGGAGGGGAAUCAAGGCUGGAUAUGGAGUCUGCAACUGCUUUCCAGAAAAAAAGAAGUGUUUCUGUGAGCCGGAUGAUGAUAAAGAACCGCUUUGUGAUGAAGUCUGCAGAAUGGUCAUUGCCGUAGCCGUACUUUUCUCCUUCAUCUUCUCUGUGCUGCUCUCUUCCUACUUCAUCCGUCGCUACCACAAGAACUCCCACAAGCCACCCAUUGCCUCUGCAGAGAUGACCUUCAGGAGGCCUGCUCAGGCUUACCCCAUCAGCUAUUCUUCCUCCAAUGUUCGCCGGCCAUCUUUGGAUUCCAUGGAGAACCAGGUCUCAGUGGAUGCCUUCAAAAUCCCUGAGGAUCCAAAGUGGGAAUUUCCUCGGAAGAAUUUAGUUCUUGGAAAAACCCUAGGAGAAGGAGAGUUUGGAAAGGUCGUCAAGGCAACAGCUUUCCGACUCAAAGGGAAAGCAGGCUACACCACUGUGGCAGUGAAAAUGCUGAAAGAAAAUGCUUCUCCAAGUGAGCUCAAAGACCUGCUGUCAGAGUUUAACCUGCUAAAACAGGUCAACCACCCCCACGUCAUUAAACUCUAUGGCGCCUGCAGUCAGGAUGGACCUCUCUACUUGAUUGUGGAGUAUGCUAAGUAUGGUUCUCUGCGGAGCUUCCUCCGGGAAAGCCGGAAGGUGGGACCCAGCUACAUGGGAGGUAAUGGCAAUCGGAAUUCUAGCUACUUGGACAAUCCGGAUGAGAGGGCACUGACCAUGGGAGAUCUCAUUUCCUUCGCCUGGCAGAUUUCCCGAGGAAUGCAUUAUCUUGCAGAAAUGAAGCUGGUCCACCGUGAUUUAGCAGCUAGGAAUGUCUUGGUGGCUGAAGGACGCAAAAUGAAGAUUUCUGAUUUUGGCCUUUCCCGAGAUGUUUAUGAAGAGGACUCCUAUGUCAAAAGGAGCAAGGGCCGGAUUCCUGUAAAGUGGAUGGCAAUUGAGUCUCUUUUUGAUCAUAUCUACACUACCCAAAGUGAUGUGUGGUCAUUUGGUGUGUUGCUCUGGGAAAUUGUAACCCUAGGAGGAAAUCCCUAUCCUGGUAUUCCUCCUGAACGUCUCUUCAACCUUCUAAAAACGGGCUAUCGAAUGGAGAGGCCUGAAAACUGCAGUGAAGAAAUGUACAAUCUGAUGUUGCACUGCUGGAAGCAGGAACCAGAUAAGAGGCCAACAUUUGGGGAGAUCAGCAAAGACCUAGAGAAGAUGAUGGUGAAGAGUAGGGACUACUUGGAUCUUGCAGCUUCUACCCCAUCUGACUCCUUACUUUAUGAUGAUGGCCUUUCAGAAGAGGAGACUCCCCUCGUGGACUGUAAUAAUGCUCCCCUCCCUCGAACCCUCCCUUCCACAUGGAUUGAAAACAAACUCUAUGGCAUGUCAUACCCGAACUGGCCUGAGGAGAGUCCUGUCCCACUCACAAGAUUCGAUGGCACUAACUCUGUGUUUUCAAGAUAUGCAAAUGAUAGUGUAUAUGCUAACUGGAUGGUUUCACCCUCAGCGGCAAAAUUAAUGGACAAGUUUAAUAGUUAAAAUUUCUUUGUGAAAGGUAAUGGACUCACAAGGGGGAAGACACAUGCAAAGAAUGGAAAGUCCACUGGCUCGUUCUUUGUGCAAUUUAAACUGGUUAAGCCAAUGUUAAUUUCUAGAAUAGCAAACUCAUUUUUGGUAGUUUGUUUUAACUUUUUAAAAAUGGCUUUACUUAAAAUUACUGAUGAUUUCCCCAUCUUGGGAAACAUAUCAAGCUGGAUGAGAAUUCUAGUUCCAGUAUUUUAUUAACUCUUUUUUUUACUUCUCCUUCCCCCACUCAACAGAAAGUUCCAGUUUGGUAUCAGAUCACUACCUAAUGAACACUUCAUGCUUAGAAUUUUUCAGGUUAGUUAUUCACAGACAAUGGUAUUAGUAUAUAAUAAUUGUUUUACCUAAACCACUAAUUUUUUGGUUGCUGUGAAACAAGGCAACACAAGAAAAGCAUGAAGCACAAAAACUCAUAAAAAUAUUGUUCCAAAUUAAUUGCACCUGUUUGAAAAUCAGAAGGUUAGCAAAAGCUUGAUGCUAUAAUGAAACCCUGUCAUGGGGUAAAGAGAGAACAGGAAAUCUCAGUACAGAAUUAUCUCAACAUUUGAGAUCCUGAAAAUUUAUUUUACAAAGGUGUUGUUAUCUUUUCUUAGCAAAAAAAAAAUUGUUUUUACCAGAUUUAAAACUAUUCUAACUUUUAGCACAAUGAAGAGAAGUUUGAUACCAGAUAUGCUAUAUAUAAAGACUGAUGUAAGUGAAGAGUGCUCACAAAACUACAACAUAUUUACCAUUACAUCCAUCUUACUAUUAUUACAUAAUUCCAUAAUCAUAAUUAUUUCUAUGAGAACAGUGUAGAAAAUACAGAGUAUUUUCAACUAAAUAUGUUCCAGAGAUUUCUCUCAGUGAUUCUGGAUGGCAGAAGGGACCUUUUCAGCUUCCAGUCCCAUUGUAUGCUUUCAAUAUAUAAUGUCACUAUCAACAUAGUUUAUAUUAAAUUGUUCAUCUUGCAAGUUAAUGAGUAGCUUAGACUCACAUUCAGUUUAGUUUGUCCAACAGUUACUAUUACCAGCUUCUUUAUAUAGGAGGCAUUCUAGAUAAUUAUGUUAGAAAUAGCAUUAACCAUGAAGAAGAGAUGCUACAACUUGGAACAGGAGAGCAUACAGUUUCAAUAGAGUUCAGAGAAUGUUUUGGCUCUUAUAGAGCUUCCAUGAAAAAGGUACAUGGAUGGACUAUUUUUUUUUCUUGUGUUUUGUAAUUUAAAGCUGCUGUAGCAAGAAUUUUUGUUCUUUUAAAAGUAUUUGAACUCACAAGCAACUUAUUAUAUAAUUCAGUGUUCCUGAAUAGUCAUAUUUAUUCAAAACAUGAUUCAUGUGUUGUAGUUUGACUUGUAAGUCUCUGUGGGUAUUAUUUUGUUGUCAGCACAAUAUGUUACCAGUAUGCUCAUAUCUAUCAUUUCAUAAAGGAGAGUCGGGUUGCCAAAACACUGCCUGAUCUUUAGAUUUCAAGCACUGUGAUAGGAUUUAAAAUAGUUUUCUUAAGAAUACUGUAUUUUAUAAAAAAAAUUAAAAAGUAGUACUAUUUUAGCUUUUUGGUUUGACUGAGAGAACUAGUGUGUGAAUUGGUUAAAAAAAAUAUAUAUAUAUACAUAUAUGUAUGUGUGUGUAUAUAUAUAUAUAUAUAUAUAUAUAUAUAUAUAUAUAUUCUUCCACUCUUAUGGUAUAAUGAAAGGAAUGAAGAUCUGACUUGUCAUGUUACAGAGCCUUGAGUUUAUGACGUUUUGAAGGUAUACUGUGACAGUUCUCUUUUAAAUAGCUUUUGUGGCAAAAUGUUUGCUUUUUAUGAUUUAUGAUAGCUUUAUCAAAUAGAAAAAUUUAAGGAUAGACUCUCUAAAUAGUAAAAGUUCUUACACAGUAAAGGUGCAUUACUGUAGUAAGUUGACCAGCCCCUAUGAAAAGAAGAAAAAGGAGGAUUUUCAGAAUGUCUUGGUUGAUGGAUAUUAUCUCUGACUUCAUGCAUCACCUGAUGUCUGUCUCUGAACUGGGAAAAUAUUAGGAUUUACCAGGCAUAUGGAUCAUGAUUUCUAUAUACAUAUGUGCAGGAGAACUUACCAAGGACCAAGUAAAAUCUCAGUUAUUUGGGGGAAAAAAGAUUUAAAUUCUCAUUACUAAAGGCAAUUAUACUAUGCUGAUUUUUUUUUUUGGUAAUUAAACCAAUUUCAGUCAUUUAAAUAAAAAAAAUCAUGUACCAUAAAAAUUGCAACCUUCCUUUUUUUUUACAUUCCUAGUUUGAAACAUCAAGUUUUAAUUUAUGAAACCUUAGGAAUGAAAAAUUACCCAAACAUAAUAGAUUUCAUAAUGGAGACUAAUGGGAAAUGUUUUAGUUACAAAAAUCACUUGAAGUCACUUAACCCCCAAUUGUCUCAGGAAAAAAAAUCAUUUGAAGACAUCCCAAAUGGCAUCUUGAUACACAAUUUAGCCAACUAAGGAAAAGCAUUGGAAAAAAAAAACUUAUUACAUGUAAAAACAAAACCAAAACACCUACACACACAUGUUCAUGUGUAAGUUAUUAGUUUAAAACCUUCGUAAUUAUCAGACAUUCAACUGGCUACUUUUUAGCCCCUCCUACCCUCAGUUGGGGGAAUAAACAAAGCAGUUGUGAUCUGCCUUAUUUACUCAUUUGGGGAGCAAACAAAAGUGGUGGUGUUUUUUUCUUUGCCUUUUCCCAGGUGGGGAGUGAUAUGGUGUUAGAGAGACAUAUACAGCAUGUAAAAUAUAUAACACAAAUGAAUUCAAGGGCCAGGGUUGAGAUUUCACCCCUAAUGUCAGUAAAGCUUGACUACUAACUGUUGACUUUUCAAAUCUUCCUAUCUAAUGACCAUGAAUUGGAGAUGAUUUUAUAUCAGCUCUUCAUUAACUUCUCAGCAAUAAAUGAAAUUAAGAAUCAGUUGAAAAUAUCAAAUGUUAUGUGCUAUCUAUUGACUUGUAUUUCCAUAUGGAAUGUUUUUGUGCAUCUCCCAUCUCCAGAGUACACAUAAAAACUAAGGCAACUUAAGUAGGGGUUAUCAAUGUGUCUGCUAUAGCUGUUCCUGAUAUCAGUACCCCAUUUAUGUUGCCUGGUUUCUCUUAGGACCCCAGAGGAAAGAUAUAGGGAUCUUGGAUGUCCUUGAUAUAUUAGUUCCCUUUGACUUUUGAAAAUCCCAAAACUUGUAUAUUUCAGAGUUCCCCCAGCAAAAUGAACUAGAAGAUGCCUUAAAGAAUUAACAGAAAACUAUGAAUGUAAAUAAAAAAUUAUAGAAGAGAUUCCACCAAAAGAUUAAUAGCUCCCGCAUCCUCUGAAACUAAGGCUUCCCUCCAACACUCAGAAGCCAGCAUAUGGUAUGUGAUCCAGACCUAGUUGUAUGAAUUGCCGAAAAUCAGCAGAAUUUGGGCAAAUAUAUUAUCUCAAAAAAUUAGAAGGAAAAGCAUAAAUUUCUCCAUUCUAUAUAAGGCAAUAGGAAACUUUUAAGACAAAAAAAUUAUUGUUUCAUAUCUUUUGCUUUGAGCUAUAACAUAGAGGAAAAACUACUUUGGGAAUUAUGAAAACAAGUCUAAGAAACUUCCUGCUUGUAGGACAACUUCAAAUCACUAUUAAUCCAAGGGGGAAAUUAAUUGUUACUACAUGUCAGUUUGUAUGUAAUUGUCAUUAUUACAAGCAUGAAUGCAAAGAAUCACACAAUAUAUUAAUGAUCCUAUAUGUACAUAUAUAUUUUAUUACCCAUAGUCCUUAAUGGGAAAAUAAAUGCCAGUCCACACCAAAAUAUAUUGUCCUUGAAACUGGUACCACUUCUACUUAUCCUUCACUUAUUAACUCUCUCUCUUGGAACAAAUACCCUUCAAUGAAAGUAAAAAAUCUUCAUAAAUAUUUGUGUCAGCUAUUUUUUUGUGAAAAUGGAUUAGAUCUUUGUCUUUUUCUUUGACCUGUGUAGGUCUACACCACUUCUCUAGAGAGAAUAGAUGCAAAUUAUCAUGGUUGAUGAUGUAUUAAGAAGAAACCAAAGUUAAAUUUGUUAACUCAAAAUUCCCAUUUUCUGUGGCUGAGUUAUGUUUUCUUCUAAAAAGUUUGGACUUUUUAAGAGAACAAGCAGCAAUUUUUGGCACUGCUUCACUAAUAAGCCUUAAUUGGUAUUAAUGCAGCAAAUUCUGGAAAUGCUUAAAAGAAAUAGUGGUUAACAUUAGCAUUUCAAUUUUUAAAAAUACUCUGUAAAGUGUCAAGAGCAUUAGAGAAUGUUCAUCAGAGCAUUGAGUAAAGAAAAUUAGCUGUAAAACUGUCUGUGGUACAUUUGACAUGAUACAUGCAAAUUCUUUCUUAAAAGAAGGCAAGUAUAACAACAACACAAGAGAUAUUAAGAUACAAUUUUAGGAAAUGAUCUCUACAAGGCCAUACAUCUGCCUAUUUUCAGAAAACUGAGCACUCGGGGUUUAGUGGAUGAGCUAUAGAAGGAAGAUUUUAUAAUUUCUCAGGCAAUGAAAAGUUGGGGGGAUGCUCAAAUACAGGAUACAUUACAAUUAUAUAUGUCAACUCUUGAAUAAAACAUUAAAGUUUGUUUUAGGUGUCUGUUUUUUUAUUAUAUCUAUAAGCAAUAACACACAAAUAACAGCAAAGUACCAACCUGUAUUUUGGUGGCAUUAUGUGAUAUUUAAAUGGUGCCUUGCUGGUUCAGUUUACUUUGCUGUGUGAGAUUUUUAACAUGGAACUUUUUUUUGUCUUAUUAAAAAAUUCUCACUUUAUCAAGUAUUAGGAGUUUUAAAAUUUGACAUUUUCUGGGAAGAAUCACAACUAGUAUUCUCAUAUACAAUUUUUUUUUCUUUCACUUCACAUAAAAUAGGUGCUGGCCACAUAUCCAAAACUUUAGCAUUUGUUCUAAAGGGCUAUUACCACAUUAAGUAAGGCUGGUAAAUCUUGACUAGUUGGAUGACUACCAGUUCUCUGUGCUUCCUAUGGUUUUAUGCAACUACCUCUGCAGUCAAUGAAUGAAUAUUUACCUCUCUUUCACUUCCUACUUUUUCAGGAUGGAUUUUCAUUUUUGUUCCCUCUCUUUACUAUAUAUCCUCCUUGUAGUAGAAGGAACUCCUUGUACUCCAAAGUCUUAGAGUUCUAGAGAAAUGAAUCUUGAUUUUUUUGUGUGUUCAUAAAAGGAAAGAUGCUGACAAAUCUCUGGUAGCAAUCCAGUGCCAAAUCAAGAUUUGGUUCCUCUGGGGGCCAAGAUCUUAAGACUCAUGAAGAAUAGAUUAAAUAUAUUGUACUAUUAAUGUCUAUGCAGCUUUUUGCACGUGUAAAUCUCCUUUAGAUUUCCAAUAUCUGGAACAUGAGGUCAUUUCAAGGAUUUGGCAGCUUUUAGUAGUGCCCAGAAAUGGAAAGAACUAUUGAGAACAAUUGAUUAAAAGAAGGAGAAAAAUGAGUUGGGCUAAUUGCAGAGAUUUAGGUUUAUAAAAUAAUUCUCUGAACUGUGAAAAGAGAAAAAAAUGUGACUUUUUCAGGGAGUUAUAAUAAUUAUCAACAUUCUUUAAUACCCAAGAGUCAACAGCCAGAAAAUUAAAAACGAACCUUGUGUUUCUCAACUGUAAAAUGAAAUUCAAUAAAGUAUGUUCAUCAUAAAGGAACCACAUGAUAUAAAUGUUUCUGUGCUCAAUUUUUUUUAUUCAAAGUAAAACUUUUCAGAAUAACAUAAGAAUACCAAACUUUAAUCUUCCCUCAAAAGGUGUCUCUUCAUUUCUCAAGUUCAUGUUGCCAUAAAAAUCAGUGCAUGUCACUGUCAAAACAGAUUUCUAUAACGUAAUGGGGUCAUGUAAACCCCAAGCACUCACUCCCACCCUCCAAAAGACAGUCAUGAGAAUGGAUCAGGAAAAAAGGCUGAUUGUCUCCCUUAAAUAGAGAGGUUGAGUCAACUAAGUGGUGCAAUGAAUAGAAU
Messenger RNA from Sarcophilus harrisii (Tasmanian devil), 9601 nucleotides. It is a transcript of the gene RET, whose product is annotated as ret proto-oncogene. The record is from RefSeq and is a predicted model, not a curated record. NCBI's taxonomy places the organism in Eukaryota, Metazoa, Chordata, Mammalia, Dasyuromorphia, Dasyuridae. Gene Ontology annotation, cellular component: signaling receptor complex; membrane; axon. The transcript is spliced from 20 exons. The coding region runs from base 352 to 3669 and encodes 1105 amino acids. Gene Ontology annotation, biological process: homophilic cell-cell adhesion; positive regulation of kinase activity; cell surface receptor protein tyrosine kinase signaling pathway. Gene Ontology annotation, molecular function: calcium ion binding; transmembrane receptor protein tyrosine kinase activity; ATP binding.